Penicillium nucicola is the source of this 2049-nucleotide messenger RNA. RefSeq lists its product as uncharacterized. The transcript has 6 exons. Bases 1 to 2049 code for a protein of 682 amino acids. The record is from RefSeq and is a predicted model, not a curated record. NCBI's taxonomy places the organism in Eukaryota, Fungi, Ascomycota, Eurotiomycetes, Eurotiales, Aspergillaceae.
AUGCGGUCGAUUGCGGAUUUUUUCAACAAACCGGCAUUCUCGAAGGCAAAUAAUGAUCGCGCACAAGAAAGUCAAGGUUCUGAUGAACUCAAGUCUUCACCCCUCACGCAGCCCUCAUCGUCCAUGAUGGGCAAUCUGUCUCCGGAAUCGGAACUGAAGGCCGAGGCGCAGUUGAAUCGUGCGCUGUAUGUGUCACUUCAAGAAAGCUUUUCGCAACCACCCACAGGGCCAAAUUCUCAGAGUACCGAGUUUGCGCCAGUCUCAUUUCUCGAUGAAAGUUUUGGCGGAUCUCAGCGCAUCGUCAAAGACGGCAAAGAGGUAGUCAUCAGUUCUGAUGGAGAGGAUACAGAUUCAAUAUGUUCCUUGGACGACCCAGCCAGUCUCUUCGCCUCAAUAUCCAAAAAGCCCGAGACUGUCCCAGAAACGGGAAUGAAACCGGGGCUUAAAAAAGUCAAAUCGCCUAAAAAGUACAAGCACACAAUUGAUUCUCUUGUUUACGAUGCAGUGGACGACAACGAGAUCGAAGCCAAAGUCACUCAAUUAAAAGCCAAGCUGGCGCAGAAUACACCAAAGGUCACUGAAGAUAAAUCCGAUCCUAAAAAAGGACUGAAUGAAAGCGUCUUAAGUUCAGCUCUGGGCGACGAAAAUGACGAUAGUAUUGGAUUGCAACGUCUUCUGGAUGCUGUUAGAAGAACAGAGGCUUUGGACUACGACCGAGCCUGGCGAUUCUUCGAUGGGUCACAAACGUUACCAUCGGCUCCAGAAUUUCCACCACACCUGUUCAGGAGCGGAACAUAUCUAGAUGAAUUUCUAACAGAUCCCGAAGCUCGUGAGCGCCUUUUUAUGUCAGGGGACUUUAUUCAGAUGGCAUUGUGCAAGGAGCUUCUGCCAGACGACCUAAUCAUGUGGACUUUCCGUUCCAUUCCCUACGAGCGUCGAAACGAAAUCAGCAACGCUUACUAUCGGAUUAUCAAGGGCGUGGAUGUGGACCGUCUCAAAUCACUUAUCCGUCCCGCUGAUAUCGAUGACCUUUUUAUGCGAUUGGGAGCUAAGCCCCAAUCAUUGGAUCUCUCCAUCGCAAUCAAGCCUAUUCCAUUACAAGAAGCCACCCCAGACUCAGGCUUGAAGGACAGUUUCGGUCUCAUCUCAAUCCUCAAAUUACUCCGGGAGAUUGCCGACUUACUUGCACAAGAUACUCAAGAGCGAAUCGUCCUUCUCUUACUACGUCUUACGCUUGAUUUGUCCUUGACAGCAGACUUCGUGAUAUCCUCGGAGCUUCAGUGGACCAUCAAUGCAGUGCUCGACCCAGACAACUUUACCGAUACAAACGUCGAAGCCUUGUUGUCUCGGGUUUGCCAAAAUUUUUACGACACAACCACAGAUAUAUGCAUACAGAGCCGAGUUGUUCACCACAUACUGCCAACUUCUCCGUGGUUUGCACUAUUGCGAUGCCGGCUUGCCGUUUCAUUUUUGCUAAAAAGGCCCAGUCCGCUGUUUGAGCCUCCUGAAGAUGUGCUUGAUCUCAAGCGUAUCACGGUGCUCCUGCUCAGCGAUGAGCGUUUCCAUGUCAAGCUGCUUAGAGGGAAAGGCGAUUAUGAUUACGGGGAAUUGAUUGCGAUUGCCGCUCUUCUCAAUGUUGCAAUUGAUUCCUCUGUGUUAGAAAUCAGACACAAAGAGACUCACACUGAAUCGGAGUAUAAUGCUGCUAUUGACAAGCUGGCAGCUCAGAUCAAGCUGAUGUUCAGUUCUAUUGAGGAUUCAGGUGCUUCGCAUCUCAAGCGAAUGUUGGCCAAAGAAGCUCUGGAGGCCCUGCACUACCGGAUUGUCUAUUCGGUCCGGUCAAAGCCACCGCCGAAAAAGGCACUGUUCAAGUCAUAUGCCAGAGAAAGAGAUGGUAACAUCCGCAGCUUGUUCGGCAGUCCUUCCAUUGAUAUCGGACAGAAUGUAAGACAGAGUGCGGCGAUUGCACCGAGGGAUUCCACCGCAUCAGUCGGUCACGCUUUAGGGAAUACAGAGAUCCCCAUCCGCAAGCAUGACCAAAUCCCAUGA